UUGGCUCAAAUUGUACACUGCCGCUGUCAAGGUUGUGCGUCCCGUCAGCGUGUGUUACAAGGAGGUUUUACCUGCACAGUUAUUUGGAAAAUGGCGAGCUGGUGUGUCCGAGCAGUGAGACAGAGCUACUCACUAGUAGCUUCGCCUGCGCUAAUACGGGCGUCUCCACGGUUGUUAUGUACAGCCACGCAGCAGAAGAAUGGCCACGGGUCAGAGGAGGAGGCUGAGAAGCCAGAACAGAGUGGAGCAGAGAAAGUCCUGAUGGAGGAGAAGACCCAGCUGGAGGAGCAGCUCAAGGACAUGACAGAAAAGUACAAGCGGGCCUUAGCUGACACGGAGAACCUCAGGACGCGGAGUCAGAAGAUGAUAGAGGAUGCUAAAUUAUAUGGGAUUCAGGGCUUCUGUAAGGACCUGCUGGAGGUGGCCGACAUCUUAGAGAAGGCGACGGAGAGCGUUCCCAAGGAGGAGGUGACGAGCCAGAAUCCUCAUCUGAAGAACCUGUACGACGGCCUGGUGAUGACCGAGGUCCAGAUCCAGAAGGUGUUUACCAAGCACGGCCUGGUCAAGCUCAACCCUGACGGCCAGAAGUUCGACCCCUACGAGCACGAGGCCCUCUUCCACGCCCCUGUGGAGGGCAAGGAGCCUGGCACUGUCGCCAUAGUAACCAAAGUGGGCUACAAGCUUCACGGUCGCACCCUCAGGCCAGCGUUGGUGGGUGUGGCCAAAGCCCCCUAGAAAUAAUGGUGAAACUGUGACAAAGUGGGAUUUGUUUUGUUGCCUGGGCGAUGGAUGACCUCAGGUACAGCAGACUGGUCGAGGCACCCUUCCACCCUCUUCCCACACUACCCCUCCACCCUAAGGUGCCUCAAAGAGACGGGAAUCCAGCUGAACUGAACUUUGUAUCUGGACAAUAUUCAUCAGUUUUUAACAGAUACAUAAACACUUUGUCUGGCACAGGACAGUCUUUACAGUAAAACGUCAGUUUGUCAUCAGUCAUGUGAUUCAUUUCAGUCAUUGUCAGAGCUUGAUUUAAAAAAAACGCACCAGGUCGCAGACAGGCUUUCAUGUCUCCUCCCACUGCCAUAAAUCUGAACUGGAAGAGAAAGAGUAGAAAAUAUAUUUCAUUGACUAAAAAAAGUUUAACAAAUGAUCAUAAACCCCUCUAAUUUCAAGACUAUUGGUGAGAGAUGGUGUAAAGUACACACACAGAGUGAAUGCUGAUUGUGAACUGCUGGUAUCAUUCCAGACUUCUGUUUAAAGCCCUAAUAAUCUUGAACUGGAGUCAUUGUUGUCUUUCCUUGUUCAAUUCAUUCUGUGAAUAAAGGCAGCACUUGAGGAUCUGAAGAAAGGUUGAGAUUUUCCCCUGUGCUGAGCUGGUCUUUCCAAAGACCUCUUUCUCUGGUUCCUUUGGAGGUGAUUAGGCUCUGGUAAACAGGCCUCAGUCACAGUAAUGUCCCUGUGCCACACUUUGGCUCAGUAGUGUUGGACAGCGAUGUAACUGCUUUAUCUGUAAACCAUUAGAAUAAUGAUGGACCUUUGUCCAAACUGUCACAGCAUCAGAAUAAACUUGUCAACUUUGUAA
This is a messenger RNA of Lates calcarifer (barramundi perch), 1582 nucleotides long. RefSeq names its product GrpE-like 1, mitochondrial (gene grpel1). The transcript has 4 exons. Gene Ontology annotation, molecular function: adenyl-nucleotide exchange factor activity; protein homodimerization activity; protein-folding chaperone binding. The record is from RefSeq and is a predicted model, not a curated record. Lineage: Eukaryota; Metazoa; Chordata; Actinopteri; Centropomidae. The coding region runs from base 91 to 735 and encodes 214 amino acids. Gene Ontology annotation, cellular component: PAM complex, Tim23 associated import motor. Gene Ontology annotation, biological process: protein folding; protein import into mitochondrial matrix.